GAUGUCUUUAGGAGCUUUGGAGAUGCUGAGGUCUUCGCUGAGAACAUGAAGAACUACUCUGUGAGAUCAGGUAUACAGAUGGACACCUUGAGAGUCUGCCUUGGCGUAGAAGUAUUCAGGACGUGUUAUGAGGAGGACGGACAUAUUUUGGGAGUAGUUGGGGGUGCACUUCAUGACUUCCUGAACAGCUUCAACGUCCUUUUGAAACAGAGCGCCCAGCCGAGCCCUGGCACCGCCAGCUGGGUGAAGGAGGCUUCCGUGCUGUGUCUGGAUAAAGACCCGGGCCUCCUGACCGUCUACUACUUCAAUCCUCACCAGACAACCGAGCUUUUCUUCCCAGGCAUCAUCAAAGCGGCCGCCAGCGUGCUGUACCAGACGGAGGUGGAGGUGCUGGCGGGCCAGCCCGCCUCCGGGGAGAGCUUCCUGGAGGACCAGGGCCGGCCGCACCUCCUCUAUUCCGUGGCGGUGAAGACCGCCGGGCGUCUGACCCCCAGCCCCCUGAAGACGCGCUCCUCGGUGGACAUGCCCAAGGCGCUCUUCUGCCAGACCUUCCCCUUCCACAUCCUGCUGGACCAGGACAUGGGCCUGCUGCAGAUCGGGGACGGCUUGAGGAGGAGGCUGAACCGCAAGGACGCCCAGCAGCGGAGGCCCGCUUUCGGGGAGCACUUCGAGAUCGUGGCCCCUCUGGUCAGCUGCACGUUCCAGGGCAUCCUGACCAUGCUCAACACACAGUUUAUUCUGAGAAUAAAGGAUGGAGCCUCCCCCACAGACUGCUCAUCAAAGCUCAUGGAGCUCAAGGGCCAGAUGAUCUUCAUUUCUGAGUCGAACCACAUCCUGUUCCUGGGCUCCCCGUGUGUCGACAAGCUGGACGAGCUGACGGGGCGGGGCCUGUACCUCUCCGAUAUCCCCAUCCACAACGCCCUGCGCGACGUGGUCCUGGUAGGCGAGCAGGCCAAGGCCCAGGACGGGCUGAAGAAGAGACUGGGCAAGGCCAAGGCCGCCCUGGAGCAGGCCCACCGGGCCCUGGAGGAGGAGAAGAAGAAGACCGUGGACCUGCUCUUCACCAUAUUCCCCGGCGAGGUGGCCCGUCAGCUGUGGCAAGGCCAGCACGUCCGGGCCAAGAAGUUCGACAACGUGACCAUGCUGUUCUCCGACAUCGUGGGCUUCACGGCCGUCUGCUCCCGCUGCACCCCCAUGCAGGUGGUGACCAUGCUGAAUGAGCUCUACACCCGGUUUGACCAUCAGUGUGGGGAGCUGGACGUCUACAAGGUGGAGACUAUCGGAGACGCGUACUGUGUGGCCGGAGGCCUGCACAAAGAGAGCCAAACGCACGCGGUUCAGAUAGCGCUCAUGGCCCUGAGGAUGAUGGAACUGUCAAACGAGGUCAUGACCCCGGCGGGGGAGCUCAUUAAGAUGCGAAUUGGACUCCAUUCCGGCUCUGUUCUGGCUGGCGUCGUUGGUGUAAAAAUGCCUCGUUACUGUCUUUUUGGUAACAAUGUCACGCUGGCAAAUAAGUUUGAAUCCUGCAGCCUCCCUGGAAGAAUCAACGUCAGCCCAACAACACACAGGCUUUUAAAAGACUGCACCAAUUUCAUCUUCAUACCCAGGACCAGGCAGGAUCUUCCACCAAACUUCCCAUGUGACGUUCCAGGCAUCUGCUACUUCUUAGAAGCGUUGGAUCAGUCAAACAGCACCUCUUCUUUUAAAACUGAAAUGGAAGGAUUAUGAUUCAGUAAUACAAACAGAAUUGAACAGACUGUGCACAAAGUUAGGGGCAUACUGAAACAAUAAUCCACAUGCCUACACAUUUAAGAACUACUGUAACAUACGUAAA
Molecule: messenger RNA, 1834 nt
Organism: Megalops cyprinoides (Indo-Pacific tarpon)
Lineage: Eukaryota; Metazoa; Chordata; Actinopteri; Elopiformes; Megalopidae
Product: guanylate cyclase soluble subunit alpha-1-like
Exons: 6
Coding region: 46-1728 (560 amino acids)
Biological process (GO): cGMP biosynthetic process; response to oxygen levels
Cellular component (GO): guanylate cyclase complex, soluble
Molecular function (GO): guanylate cyclase activity; heme binding
Source: RefSeq, a predicted model, not a curated record